CCCGUGUGUACUCCUCAUCACUAUAUUCGUUCGUAUACCGCUAUUUCAGUAGCAUUUACAAUGUUUCUUUUUCAGCUUAAUGCUCUGGAGAGCAUCCUUGUGUACUUCAACUGGAGCAUCACUGUCCGCCUGGUUGCCAUUAUUGCUGGGGGAUACGCGAGCUACAGGACUGCGCACGCUCUAUUUUUUUCACCACUACGCCAUAUCCCUGGCUCAUUCCUGGCCCGCCUGACACCGCUACGCUCACAGCUCAUUAAUAUAUCUGGUCGAGUUGGGCAAAUGACAAAAAAGGAGUACAGCAUGUACGGCGAUAUCUACGUCAUGGGACCGAACGCAGUUGUAAUUUCUAAUCCGGUAGAUAUUAAGGCCGUGCUUGCCUCCCAUGCCUUUGUAAAGAGCGAUUUUUACAUGGGGUUUGAUACUUUUGGAAUUGAAAACACGGUCAGCGCGCGCAACCCAAAGGUGGCUUCUAUGCGUAAGCGCCAGCUCGGGCCGUACUUCAAUCCUGCUUAUAUUUCCAGAAUGGAACAUGACAUCCUGCGCUACGGGAUUCUUGGCCUCAAGUCGAAAUGGGACAGCGAGUUGGCGCAGAGCUCGAGCGGCAGAAUCGAGAUUGAUUAUAGCCGCGACUUUACGCUCGCAACACUGGAUUCAAUCAGCGCACUGGCUUUCGGAAUAGAGCCGCGAGGGUUGAAGGAUAACGAUGCAACAGCCGCAGACCGGGUUGAGGCAGCCCUCACGAUCCACGGCAUUCAUGCAAUGAUGCCGCUGUUCAAGUUCUUUCCGUUUUCGUUGGCAACCUGGCACUGGGAGUCGCAGUAUAGGAAGCUUAUUCACCACUGCAACGAAUCUAUCGCCGCGCGUAGGAAGCAUUUGGCUGAAGGUGGCAAGAAGCCGGCGGACUUGCUGCAGGCAUUCCUUGACGCACAGGACCCUGAAUCCAAGACCCCGAUGGAUGAGAGACAGAUACACGCGUCGUCAAUUGAAGUGAUGUUGGCGGGCACUGGAACGACCUCGAACGCGCUACAGUGGGCCACGCAUCUGCUGAUGUUGCAUCCUGAGCUACGUGCUAGGGCUGUGGAUGAAGUCCGCAGCAAUUUCGCGGCAGACCAUGUCAUCACAUACGUAGAUGUCAAGAAGUCGCUGCCGUUUGUCGAAGCGUGCAUAUACGAGGCACUCCGUCUGUGUCCUGUUCCUGGCGGCAUUGUGCCUCGUGUAACUCCGCCUGGUGGAAUAACACUGCAGGGCCACUUCAUUCCUGAAGGAACCGAGGUAUGGGCCAGUUAUUCCGGUUCAAGCAUCCACAAGAGCACAUGGGAUGAGCCGUUGAAAUACGAUCCCACUAGGUUCUUGGAUAACGACAAGUCGCGGUCCAACUUUCUGACCUUCAGUUCUGGAGUCCGGAUCUGCUCUGGCCGUCAUUUGGCGUGGGCUGAGGUGUCGACUAUCCUCGCCAACAUGCUCAAGGACUACGACUUGUCCCUGCCUGAUGAUUAUACCCACCUCGGACCAAGCGUGCUGGAUGACAGUGGAUACCCGAAACUGAUGGAAUCAGUAAUUUACGCAGCCUCUACGCCAGCACAUCCCCAACGCGACUGCCGGCUGGUUCUCGCCAGACGCAUGUAGCCACCUACCAAUGCCUUAGUGGUAUAGCUGCACACCUGGAUCAGCUGCAUUCCAUGCUGAGGUCGCCCUCUGCUGCUCCCUUAUAAUCAGAUACCCUGCUGUCCACCAGCAGCCUGACAAUUUUCUUCUUCCUUCUGAGCCUUAAUCACCCUUUCCUAGAAACUUUCAAUAUACCUGUUUGUU
Messenger RNA from Linderina pennispora, 1809 nucleotides. RefSeq names its product putative cytochrome P450 monooxygenase. The record is from RefSeq and is a predicted model, not a curated record. Bases 61 to 1626 code for a protein of 521 amino acids. The transcript has a single exon. Gene Ontology annotation, molecular function: monooxygenase activity; oxidoreductase activity, acting on paired donors, with incorporation or reduction of molecular oxygen; iron ion binding. NCBI's taxonomy places the organism in Eukaryota, Fungi, Kickxellomycota, Kickxellomycetes, Kickxellales, Kickxellaceae.